Messenger RNA from Cyclopterus lumpus (lumpfish), 712 nucleotides. It is a transcript of the gene rbp7a, whose product is annotated as retinol binding protein 7a, cellular. Gene Ontology annotation, cellular component: cytosol; nucleus. Gene Ontology annotation, biological process: fatty acid transport. Bases 132 to 557 code for a protein of 141 amino acids. Gene Ontology annotation, molecular function: fatty acid binding. The record is from RefSeq and is a predicted model, not a curated record. Lineage: Eukaryota; Metazoa; Chordata; Actinopteri; Perciformes; Cyclopteridae. The transcript has 4 exons.
UAUACACCAGGUCUUUCACCAAACCGCAUCUUUUCAGAACUCCUCAUCAGCCCAGCAGUGUGAGGAUCACAUUUUAUUCACACACACACAUACACGCAGCUCAGAAGGAGGAACGAAAAAAAGUCAUCAAGAUGCCAGCCAGCCUCUGUGGUACAUGGGACAUCAUCAGCAAUGACAACUUGGAGGGCUACAUGAUUGCAAUGGGUAUCAGCCCUUGCUUACGAAAGAUUGCUCUGAAACUAAAGCUGAGGAAGGUGAUUGAGCAGCGGGGGGACAAGUACAUCAUCAAAACUAUCAGCACCAUGCGAAACUACACCAUCUCCUUUAGAGCGGGUCAUGAGUUUGAGGAGUUCACCCAGGGACUGGACAACAGGCAUGUCAAGUCACUGGUGACAUGGGAGGGGAUUAAACUGGUGUGUGAACAGACUGGAGAGAAGAAGGACCGGGGCUGGGCUCACUGGAUUGAAGACGACAAGCUGUAUCUGGAGCUGUACUGUGAAGGAGAAGUCUGCACGCAGGUUUUUAAGAAGAAGAAUGUAAACAGUGAAGAGAAAUGAAAGCUGUUUUCCCGUCAGGGUGUGGAUUUACACCACUAGGUGGCAGCCCUGCAUUAUUCUUGGUCAGAUACAGUCUGUCUACACUGGUUUGUAGCUAAGUGGUAAUUGGCUUCUGUUAAGUGCAAACCUUUUACUUUUCUUCCAUGUCUCUAUGG